This is a messenger RNA of Balaenoptera musculus (blue whale), 1620 nucleotides long. RefSeq names its product reactive oxygen species modulator 1-like. The coding region runs from base 440 to 673 and encodes 77 amino acids. Gene Ontology annotation, cellular component: TIM23 mitochondrial import inner membrane translocase complex. Gene Ontology annotation, biological process: protein import into mitochondrial matrix; protein insertion into mitochondrial inner membrane. The record is from RefSeq and is a predicted model, not a curated record. The transcript has 2 exons. NCBI's taxonomy places the organism in Eukaryota, Metazoa, Chordata, Mammalia, Artiodactyla, Balaenopteridae.
CUUCACUGGGGAGCUCCGAGGGGAUGUCUGGUCUGGAAGGACUACUUCCCGCUUCUUCUCUUCGCUGCCUUCUUAUUUUCACCUUGGGAAAGAAUAUGUAGAAGAUGGAAUCCAACUUCUUCUCAUCACUGAUUCUUGAGGGGAAGUUUCAGAAGCUCCAAGGAUGUGUGGAAUUUUUAUUAGAAAAAUAUAUUUUUUUAAUUGAGAAACAUUACUUUUGCUCAACCUGCUUGUCAAAUAUGAAUCAUCACAAUUUUACGUAGACUUCCAGCAUUGUGCAAGACCUUAGACAUAGAGUAGAAGUCAAAGUAUUUUAACAGAAACUGAUAAAGGCUUAAAACUAAGGAUGACAAACUCUAGACCCGAUGGGGCAGUUAGAUGUGUAUGGACCAAUCUUCAAAUCUGACAAAGACCAAAAGUGACCAAGGCCACAAGCGAGAUGCUGGUGGCCUUGAGUCCCUACGCACAGUUCCAGCCAAGCUGCUUCCACCUCGUGAAGAUGGGUUUUGUGAUAGGUUACACCACGGGCAUGGCGGCGGGGGCGCUCUUCAGCAUCUUUUCCUGUCUCAGGAUCGGAAUACGGGGUCGGGGUUUGAUGGGCGGUGUCAGGAAAACCAUGAUGCAGAGCGGCGGCACCUUUGGCACAUUCAUGGCCAUCGGGAUGGACAUCUGAUGCUAAUCAGGGCAGUGGUUGCCCACUACAUCCACCCCCUCACAUCAGUCCCAGUCCGUGUACUAUAAUAAAACAAGUCUUUGAUUUAAGAAAAAAAGUUGACAAAGACCAGACCAGCAUAGUUGCCCUUGUGAAAUCUAUAACCAUAUUAUUGCCAUAGAUAAACAGAUUAUAGGGUUCUUCUGAAGGCAGGACUCUAAACUACCUUGUACUUGGCCAAGUUGUUAGUUUAGUACUAGUGCACAAAGAAAAGAGUGCCACCUGCUGGACCAGCAAUGAUACUCCCUCCCGAGCCAGGGCUACAUGGCAAGGAAGACAGACACAGACUCUGAUCCAAAUCAAAUUCAUAUGCUUGCCUUUAAAUUAGUUUAACAGACAUUUGGCAUUAUUCAGCUAUUCCUUAUAAGCUUCUUUUGCUCAGCUGACAAAUGAAUUGUUCUUCCAGAAUAGACUUUUCCUGUCGAAUAUAUCUGGGGGGGCUAAUUCAAUUAUUUUAUAUUUCAAGAUUAUACUUACUGCUUAUAACACACAGUUUGACAUUAAGUAUAAUCCAUUUUGUAAAGCACUGUCUCUUGACUAUUUCCUCUUGCAGUCUCAGUUCACUCUUUUCUUUAUAAUGCAAGUCACCAAUACAUUAAUUCCCCUAGUCAUGUAUCAAUAGUUGUGAAAAGUAAUAUGCCAGGGCUCUGACUUCUAUCUGGCAUGCUUGAAUGGGGAGAUGGGAGGAAGUAUUGGCAAGGAACCCCAGGGGGAUGCAGGAACAGUGGGACUGGUCCAUCAAGGUGGGGAUGGAUAUUAUAUCACUGAUAUUGUUUAGAAUUUCUGCACAUGAUGAUAAAAAAAAAUGCAAGCUGACUUAGUUUUAUUAUUUCUUUUCUGUUCUCUACAAUGUAUCUCUUAUUGCCUGAACCAAGGACAGACCACUCUCACAGCAUCUUCCCAAUACA